CUCGCGUCCGCGCUGAAAUCCCACGAUGGCGCGUCGAGUUCGACCGACAGCUCGGUCCAAUUCCGAACAAAGUUUACGGGAGGCGAUACUCCCGCCGCUAGCUAUCUUACCCAAACGCUCUAAGAAGAACCUCUCCAACACGUCCAUGUGGUCAUCCUCCGGGAAGACUCCUGUCCACGGCAUCGCACCGUUGCUGUCCCCGUCCGACCGACGAAGUAUGCGCUUCAAGAGCCGCAGGUCGCCUACAAUCCGGAAAAUCUCGUCUCGUAUCUCCGUCAUGGCGGCCGACGUGGGCGGAUUGAAGCGGAAGUCCAUCAGCGUCCUCGCUGAUGGGUAUGCGCAGUUCAAACAAACCCUCAGUUACGGCAGCCCGUCCAAGAACGAAGUGCCAACUGGUCCGAUAUUCAAUCUACCAAUGCCGGCGCCCAACCACGCCCUACUACGGAGACGUUCGUUCGUGGCCAAGCUUGGCGCCAUGUACGCGAGCAUGGAGAAGCGUGUGUCGUCAGAGGUGCUGCUGUUCUUCGAAGCGGCGCAGCUUAUCUACACGGGGUUCAGUGUACCGUUCCGAAUAGGGUUGAUGUACAACCCGUACUUUACGACGACGUCGUCGUCAUCUGUGGACUUUCCCGACUAUGUCAUGUACGUGAUGUGGGCCAUUGACACCCUCUUCGACGUGAUCGCGUUCGUCGCCGCCCUUCGCAUCCUCAAACGCUCCGACACGUCCCACGUCGUCGUCCCCAUCGACCAUUCCGAGCCAAGCUUCAGUGUCAAAGAGAAACACCACCGCACCUCUACAUUCCAGCAGUCGCUCAUCAAGUUUGCCGUCUCGCGGCAACAUUCCAUGCGGCGGAACUCGACGUUCUUGUCCAAAGAAACGUCCAUGCUGCCGCAGUUCCUGCUCAGUUCGACAUGGGACAAGCAUAAGGGCGUGCGAUGGCACCAGAUCAUCGCCGAGUGGCUCGCGCUCGUGCCGUUCGACUGGGCCUUCGUCGGCAAUACCCACGCCAUGAUCCUGUGUCGAGUCCCCAAGCUGUUGCGCAUGCACAAAGUGCCCGAAAUUGCUCGGCUCAUCAAACAAUUCCUCGCCGAGCACGAGCUCUUCUCUGGCUUCCACAACGUCGGCAUGUCCCUGUUAGUGGGGGUGAUCCUCCUCAGCCUCGUGUGUAUCCACUGGGCCACUUGCUUCUUUUUGCUCGUCGCCCACUUGCAAUGCGGGUACAACUUGGACCAAACCGUGAAUGGCCAGUCUUGUUGGGCGAAUCAAGUGCAGCUGCAAGGCGCGUCUAUCUUUCGAACGUACAUGUACUCGAUGGUCGUGGUGGGGUUUGGGUUUCCUGUGCCCCAGACGAAUCUCGAGCGAGCGAUUGGCAUUGGCAUCCAGUUCAUGCGAUUUUGCAUCGCGGGGGGCGUCAUUGGGGCGUACGUGUUCUUGUUUGAGUGCCAGAAUCGCCGUGAAAACGAAUUCCAUGACCAAGUGGACGGCGUCAAGGAGUACUUGACUGCCCGACGCGUCUCCAAGCAACUGCAAGCCAAGGUCCUGGACUUUUAUGGCCACUUUUGGUCGGCCCAGCGCGGGAUUGACGAAGACACGAUCAUCGCUACGUUGCCGUCGCACAUUCAAACCCAAUGCUUGGAUCUUCUCCGCGCGAAGCUGCUCAAAACUGUGCCUAUCUUUCGGUCAUUGCCCAUGCAAGCCGUGAAUCGGUUGAUGCUGUGCAUGAAACGGCAAUGCUAUGGCCGCGGCGAUUGGAUCAUUCGACUCGAAACGUGCAAGUUUAUUUAUUUCAUCUGCCGUGGCCGCAUCGCAGUCUUGGACAUGUACGGCUCGGUCACGAAAAACAUUGUGGACGGACAGCACUUUGGACUGUCCAUGAUGGAGGCGGCGGCGUCGUCCGACGUCAUCUCCGCGCGCGCCGAAACCAUCUGCGAUCUGUACAUUAUCGACAAGCCGUCCGUGCAACAGGUGUACGAAUCGUGUGCAAGCCAGCUGGGCGACGUCAAGUGGGACGACGUGGUGACCGAGGCAACUCGAAUCGGUCGGAAGCCCAUCCGGGCCAACUCGAUGCUGGGCCUGGGCAAGAAAUUCGUCGAGCACGCGACGAAUGCCGAGCAGUGGACCCAUCCAGACUCGCAGUUUCGGCAGUUCUGGGAGCGAUGCAUGGUCGUGGCGUUGAUCGUGUGUGCGGUGGACAUUCCGCUGCACAUUUGCUUCGCCUCAACGUCGUCGUGGCCGGCGUUCUUGGGUCGCCUCGGCCUCGCCCUCUUCCUUGUGGUCGACUUGGUGCUACGGAGCCGCCGGUUUGCGUACUUUGAAAGCGGUACGCUGGUCACGGACAGUUGGUUCAUCUGGCACCAGUACAAACACCACGGGUUCUUUCUCGACGCGAUUUCCAUCAUCCCGUUCACGAUGGUCGCGGACUGCCUCACGACCGCGUUCGACGCCGACUCGACCUUUCCUGUGACACUGCGCAUGUUUGAAUGGAUUCGCCUCGUGCGCAUUCGACGGCUCCUCCCGACACUCUCGACCAUUUUGAAGCAACAUCACGUUAACGACACUACGUACAUCAUUGUCAACUUGAUGAUCUGCGUGCCAUUUGCGUGUCAUGUCGGCGGAUGCAUGUGGUACUGGAUUGCCGCCCUGCACCAAGAUCCCCAUCAUGAUAGUACGACUCCAACCAGCACCAGCCACGGCAGUCUGACUGUCCAGACGUGCCUCGAGUGGGCGCGAGACCAUCAAAACUGCACGUGGCUCGACUUUGACCACGACCAUUUCGGCCACCCGUCCGAUUACAUCCGGUCGUUCUAUUGGAGCGUCGUGUCGCUUGUGACCGUUCAAUUUGGGUCGAUUUUUCCGUUCACCGACGCAGAGUGUGUGUACAUGUUUGUGUUUUUGUACUUGAGCAUCGUGGCCAAUUAUGGCGCAGUGGGGGCGCUCGUGAACGCUGUCACACGAAUCAAUUCGGCUGCGAGCAAGAAGCAGGAACAAGUGACCAUGGCUCAUCGGUUCAUGACUAUUGAAGGGGUAUCGCGUAACGUCCGUCACAACGUGAGCACGUACUACAAGACCCACUGGUCGCAGACGUCGGAACAACACGCGUUGAGCGUGCUGCAGCCGCUGCCCGACAACUUGCGCCAGGAAAUCCAGUCCUUCUUGCACGAAGCGUCCGUGGGGCACCUCAAGCUGUUCAAAGCCAUCGACGUCGACGGGCUCCGGUUCAUCUACGCCAUCAUGAAGCACCAGUCGUAUAACCGCCUCGAGUUUGUCGUCCGAAACGGAGACACGUGCGACGACAUUUACAUUUUGAUGCGGGGGGUGAUGGAGGGCCUCCUGCAGGUGAAAGACAUGACGGUGCCCGUGCAGCUGCUGUACCCGGGCAGCUGCAUCGGGGAGGCCGCGUUUGUGCUGAAACGAACGCACGAUGUCGGCAUUCGCGUCGUCAGCGAGUCGGCCGACGUGAGCGUGCUCAGUCGACAGGACUUUGCCUCGAUUGCGUAUCACUUUCAACACUUGUGGCCCACGGUGGAGACUCUUGCAAUGGAUCUGGAGCGACAACUGUCCCUAACGCUCAAUGCACUUGACCGAAACCUCCAAAAACCCAACAUUUACCGGACGUUGAAUCACUCGGCCACGUUGUACAUUGAGCCACGACCCGACGCGUUGCUCGUACGACCUGAUUCGACCUUGUAUCGGUGGUGGGAACUGCUCUUGUCGGUGGUCAUGAUUUACAAUUUGAUUCAAAUUCCGUUCCGCAUUGCGCUGCUUCCGGCGCCCCCCGACAAGGUCAUGUUGGGGUUUACCAUCGUCGAUAUUGCCUGUGACGUGAUCUUUCUUGUCGACAUGUACAUCAAGUACAACCACUUGAUCAUCAUCGACAAGAACGGCGACGAGGUGGUGUCGCUGGCUCUGAUUCGGUCCAACUACGUCCACGGCCAACCGUUCAAAAUUGAAGCCUGCGCCAGUUUGCCCUUGUACUACGUCGGCAACUACCAAGUCAUGACGCUGUGCCGACUGCCGCGCCUGUUGCGAUCCUCGCAACUGUCGAAAUACUUGCGGUCGUUCCACACAUUUGUGCAGGAACAGACGGCGUCGGCGGCGGUGACCGAGGGACUGGAAUUCGUCAAGUUGUUCUUGACGCUGGUCUUAGCCUCCCACUUGGCCGCGAUGGGGCUGUUCUUGAUUUCGCACGCUGAACACGGCGACCAGCACGGCGAUGGCGCGAGUGACGUGACAGACGACGUACCGAGUUGGUACAGCCACGACUUUGUGAUCGAACAGUUCCAUGGCAGCAUUGGCGCCACGUAUUUGCGCGCGUUUUACUGGGGCUUGGGCGUGCUGAGUUCGUUUGACUACAUGGACAUCCACGUGUCCAAGGCAGGGGAAACCCUGUGGUUUUGUGUGGUCGCGUUGUCUGGAGUAGUGUUUAUCGGGGUCAUCAUUGGUCAAGUUUGCACCGCCAUCUUCAACGCCAACAAGGAAAUUCGAGAGGUGGAGAUGCAGCUGCAAAACUUUGCGUUUUACGCGAAAAUGAAAAAGUUGCCGGGGUUCAUGGUGCGCCGGGCCAAACUGUUUUUUCAGUUUCAACUGGACUGCAACAAGGGCAUGGACGCCCACGAGAUCUUUCGCGACCUGCCGCAGUGCUUGCGACUCGAGUUGUUUAAAGAUUUGUACGCAAACCUACUGGCCCCCAUCCCUAUCUUUUCCAUGCUUACGCCAGCGCAACUGAAUGCCGUGGCCGAGCGACUGCAUUCGAAGUUGUACCUCCCCGGCGACGACAUCAUCAUGGAGGGCGAUGUCGGCAACGCCCUGUACAUUAUGAAGCAAGGGCUCGGGGAAAAGCAUCUCCGCACGUUUCAGUUGAUCGUCGCGCCAGUGUACGAGGGCUCUUCGUUUGGCGAAGUCGCGUUCUUCCUCGCCAAGCGCCAUUCCCACGGCGUCCGCGCGGUCAAGUGCUGCGAAGUGCUAUGUCUGACCAAGGCCGAUUGGACCUCCGCCUGGUCCAGCGAAGUCAGCCUCAACUUCAAAGUCAAGAUGGCCAUGGCGGUUGAAAAGGAAGACCAACUCAUGGAGCGCGUUACGACGGCGCUGAAGGGCAAUUUCGGUGUGACAGGCCAAGCGUCGAUCAAGUUGACGUCCAUGCUCGGGGUGAAGAAACGCGCGUCACUGAGCGACAAGCACACGAUCGCCGGUCGCCGUGACUCGGUGCCAAACUACUUUGAAUACAUUCGGGAAGUGUCGCGAUCCGGGGCACGGAAGGGGCCCCUUUUGUCCCAGUUCGCCCCCACCCCCCGCGCGACGAUCUGGCACCCCGGCCCCCCCCAACAACCGUCGUGGAUGCCGCACUCGCUCUUUCGAAACGUGUGGGACGUGAUCAUGCUCGCUGUGACAACGUACUACGUAACCAUGGUGCCGUUUCGGGCGUGUUUUGUCGAGUUUCCACAGCCGGCGCCAUACUGGAUCGUCAUAUGGAUUGCAGCCGAAUACGUCCUGGACGUGCUGAGCGUGGUGGACUUUGUCCUUCGCUUCCAAGUGUUUUACGUGUUUGCCAAAGGUGAGAUGCAGACACUACCCGCAGUGUUACGACGCCAUUAUCGCGUCCACGGUCCACUAAUUUCCGACAUCGUGGCGCUGGUGCCCGUGGAGAUUUUCGCUAUCGGGUUGUUUUCGCAUACAAACUCGUGGAAGCUCGUGUCGUUGUGUCGGUUGAACCGGAUUCUGCGGCUCGUGCACCUCCCCCGGCUCACGCACUCGCUGGAACACGUGCUCUCUCGCCGCAAGUGGUUUAUGGCGAAUCGCACGGCGUUCGAGUACAUGAUGACAUUCGUCGCGCCAUUCUUCAUUGUGUGUCAUUGGAUUGCAUGUUUGUGGUUUUAUGUGUCGUUCGCAUCGCGAUCGGAUGGCGACACGCCGUCAUGGCUUGUCACGAUGGGGUACCUCCCGCUCAACAUGACCAUGACAUCGACCGACGACAUCCCCCUCGGGUUUUCCGAAUCCACGAAAUUCACCAGCAUGAACGUAUACCUGGCGUCGCUCUACUAUGCCGUGUCGUCGCUGAGCUCGCAGUCGUUUGGCGACGUCUUCAGCCGCAACGCUGUCGAGACGUGGCUCACCCUGGGCAUCAUUCUGUUCUCCAUUACAUUUUACGGGGUACUCGUGGGUAUGCUCGCAGAAAUGAUGCAAGACAAGCUCCACCCCCGCGCAAGUUUUGAGCAGCAUAUGGUGGACGUGAGCACGUUCUUCAACUACCGGCUGCUCCCGUUUGAUUUCUUCAUCCAAACGUCGCGGUUCAGUCGCCUGCAGUGGCAAAAUCACAUGGGCCGCACCGAAGACGACUUUUUGAGCGUGCUCAGCACCACGAUUCGUGAAGACAUUGCCAUGUUUGUCAAGCAAAACGUGGUCAAGAACUUGAGGUUUCUGCUCGAAUGCGAAGAAGUGUUUGUCCGGGCGCUGGUGACCAAGUUGCGCACAGAACAGUUUAUUCACGCCGAUGUGAUCUACCAGUUUGGCGAUGUGGGGCGGACGCUGUACUUUGUCGACGUCGGGUCGGUGUCCCUCGUGUCGGCUACAACUGGCGUGCAAACUCGAAACCACAACGAAUUCUUUGGCGGGGUUGCGCUCUUUGAAGAUGUCGGGCGCACGGUCACCGCCAUCGCAAACGUCGAAUGCACCAUGUUUCUGCUGUACCAUGACGACUUUGACAAGUUGGUCGACCGAUUCCCAGAGUACUUUGACCGGUGCUACAAGCAGUGGUGUGUGCGGGACGAAGACCCGAUUCAAAAGAUGUACAUCCCCCCUCGGCGAAACAUUAUCCAGCACAACGGAAGCACCAAAUUCCAUUGAGUACCUAAUCGACAUCAUUUGACCUGAGCCA
This is a messenger RNA of Aphanomyces astaci, 6872 nucleotides long. RefSeq lists its product as hypothetical. Gene Ontology annotation, biological process: transmembrane transport; monoatomic ion transport. The transcript has 12 exons. Gene Ontology annotation, cellular component: membrane. Gene Ontology annotation, molecular function: monoatomic ion channel activity; protein-containing complex binding. The record is from RefSeq and is a predicted model, not a curated record. NCBI's taxonomy places the organism in Eukaryota, Oomycota, Saprolegniomycetes, Saprolegniales, Verrucalvaceae. Bases 26 to 6841 code for a protein of 2271 amino acids.